Molecule: messenger RNA, 324 nt
Organism: Rhizophagus irregularis DAOM 181602=DAOM 197198
Lineage: Eukaryota; Fungi; Glomeromycota; Glomeromycetes; Glomerales; Glomeraceae
Source: RefSeq, a predicted model, not a curated record
GAAAACAAGAUGUCUACCAGCGCAGAUAAUGAUAUUAUUAGUCUUAACUUCCACUACCAUAAUGCAGGAAAUAAGAACGUAAUUUUUGUGAUUGAGAUUUCCAAGGAUAAAACAGUUUCUGAUCUUGAAGAAGAAGUAAGAAAGAAGCUGGGAUCAAUCAACCGUAACGACUUCCUCCGCCAAAUUUAUCCUGAGGAGAAGCCUAUGCGAACAGAAGAUAGGAUUUUUUCCUAUUUUAACGAGACUCCUGAUGAAGACCGUAUUCAUAUCCGAAUUCUUCCCUAGCGACUAGUUAGAAUUUUAUUUCAUAAAUAAAGUAUUAUU